GAUGCUGGGCCCCCGCGGCGUGACGCGAGCACGGCAGCUCCGCCCCCUGCGUCUCUGGCCUCGCCGGCCUUGGGGGGAUGGUUCCAUCAUGGCGUCAAUGCAGAAACGACUACAGAAAGAACUGUUGGCUUUGCAAAAUGACCCACCUCCUGGAAUGACUUUAAAUGAAAAAAGUGUUCAAAAUUCAAUUACACAGUGGAUUGUAGACAUGGAAGGUGCACCAGGUACCUUAUAUGAAGGGGAAAAAUUUCAACUUCUAUUUAAGUUUAGUAGUCGAUAUCCUUUUGACUCUCCUCAGGUCAUGUUUACUGGUGAAAAUAUUCCUGUUCAUCCUCAUGUUUAUAGCAAUGGUCAUAUCUGUUUAUCCAUUCUAACAGAAGACUGGUCCCCAGCGCUCUCAGUCCAGUCAGUUUGUCUUAGCAUUAUUAGCAUGCUUUCCAGCUGCAAAGAAAAGAGACGACCACCAGAUAAUUCUUUUUAUGUUCGAACAUGUAACAAGAAUCCAAAGAAAACAAAAUGGUGGUAUCAUGAUGAUACUUGUUGAUGCCACUGUUCUCAUCCUCCUAGCAGAAGAUAGUCCUACUGAGAAAAUGAGCACUUUGAUCAUUCAGUCUUUGAACUUUAACCUUUGACUGGAAGUGACCUAUAGGCAAUGAAGACUGCUUCCUUUGACUGCAUUUUUACUUGUGUGCAUUCGGGGCGCAUGUUGAUCGCUGGUUGAGUCCAGGCAACUGACAUGCUUUGAUUAGUCAUACAGUAUUAAUGCAGGUGUCAGGAAAUGUCAAAUAUAAUUCCAUUUUUUAUUUUUAUUUUUUUAAGCUUUUGAAAAGUUCCAGGUCCUCAUGUAUUGUGCAAUAACAAUGACUUCCUUGGCGGUUUUGCGACGUUCAUUGCCGGCAAUGGACGUUGUAACAGGAAAAAAUUUCAUUAACUUCUGCCACUCAAUGAUUAAUGCGUGAUAGGGCCUAUGACAUGAACUUAAUGGUUAGAGUGGGAUUAUAAAUAAAGUGAGGGAUCCAACAUUACUCUGAAAGUCACCCCAACUGCUCAUAUUUGGAUUCUAUGCACUGUGAACCUAAGGUUAACAGCAUGAAUUAACAUGCGUCUUUAAAGGACUGUAAUGAAAGAUCAUUGCGUAUUUAUUGAAUUGUUUAUAUCUGCUGUCAGAUUGUUUUGACAUGGACAGUUUUCAAGUAACAUUGGCAGAGAGGUACAAUAAGUUAUCCCUAUGGUGAAAAUAAAUUCAUUUGUUGUACAUAGUUCCUCAGUCUCUGAAGUAAAGGUAUGAGUAAUAUAGGGUAUAAAUGGUUUAAUCAAGGCUUUAUUUUGGAAGUAAGAAAAAUGGCAGUGAUGAUUAAGCUGCUACAGUCCAUAAUUUGGGCUUGUUGUUUGUACAUUAUCAAUUUUUUCCAAAUAGAUGACACUCUGUUACUUCCUGCUAGCCAUCAGCAUGAGCCCUACUGCCUAAACACUAUUUCAUUUAUUUAUGUUUGGAAAAUCCAUAAACAUUUUUGUUUGCAAUUUUGUUUCUUUUGUUAUGUUUGAAGUCAAGUUUGAAUGUUAUGAUAUUUUUAAUUGAAAAACUUUUGUCAAGUUUUUUCUUGUAAAUUUUCUUUACUUGUAAGUAUCAUCUUGUCCUUCUAUUCUGUACCCUAAAAUAAGAAAUACAUUUUUGACAGAGGCUUAAUGUUUUAACAAAAGAGUGUGGACAUUUUUAUUUUAAAAUUUAGGCAAAAGUACAUUAUAGAACAGUAUGUUUGCUUAUUUGUCUCACACAACCAUACAGGUUUUUUUUCUUAGAGGGAUUUGUUUGUUUUGUUCUGUUUUGUUGUUAUUUAAGACUUCACUUACAGGUAGACAACAUUUUUCUAUAGAAAAAAAAUUGAAAGGUCCAACUCUCAGUACCGUGUAAGUUGAUACUGCAACUAGGUUCUCUUUUUAAAAAGCAAUUAAUGUAUUUUAUAAAUUACCUUUUCGCAUAUGCAAAAUCUGUUUCUACUACAAUGUUAUUUUUACUAAUGCCUGUUGUUGCACUCGAUGACAUAUCCUACAGUGAAUAUAUGAAUCAAUUUGGGCUUAAAAAUGAAAGCCAGUUGGCUGAAAGGUUUGAAAUAUGUACCCCAGCAAAACCAUCCAAUCAAUAAUUGGCAGAGAAUAUUUUAAAAAUUGUUUUUAAUCUCUGUAUAGAUGACAUUUUGUAGCUUUGUACAUGUUGUUAAUUAAGGGCAUAUAAUUUUACACUCUAAAAGUAUAAUUGUUGAACUCAGGGGUGGGUAGACUUCAAAAAUACGUCUGCUGUAGAAAUUAACUUGAAAAAUUUUUAAACUAUGGCCAGCCACCAAAUUGUGGACACUGUUUAUACUGCUAGUUAUUAAUAGCAACUACCACUGUUCAAAAUUAAAAACAUUUUCGUUCUGUCUUGCCUAGAUGUACGUAAGUUCUCUCAGCAGUCUGUUAUCAGUCAUAUUAGUUGGCCAGUUUAGCUAAGACAAAAAAAUGUUUUUUGGAAUGCUUUGAAUUGCUCUUAGUUUUUAACUGCUUUUUAAUAUGAAAAUUGCAGCUGUAAAUGAUGUAUUUUUCAUAUUUUACAUAACUGCUCUAAACUACUGAUUCACUUGGUCAUUUUCCCGGGUGGGGGUGGGGGAAAUCUCUCUCCAUACUGCUGGUCCUCUUACUAAGAUCCUUUUAUAAGGAAAUGACCUGUGACAUUUAUUCACCAAAGGAAUUAAUAUACCAGGUCAAAGGAUAACAUUGCUAUCAUAUAGAUUAAUAGGUCAUAUAUAGUCUCAAUUGAAUUUUUUAAUAUAAUAAUAUUUUAACAUACCUCUCUCUCUACAUAGAGAUACCAUAAAAUAAAUUAAGAUGACAAAAAGGAAAGUAGAGGAGAACCAAAUAACUCUGGUACAUUUUAUGGUUUAAGGGAAAGAAGACAGGACGAAAUAUUCUAAAACAUAGAUGUACCAACCAUUCAGAAUUUGCAGUCUGAUAACACCCGUGUUACUUCCUUGAACUUUAGGAAUCACUGAAAACUCAUGUGCACUUAGAUUUAGUUAAUUUUAAAUAUGUUACCUUAUUAAAAGACGUAAAGAUGUUUACCUAAGUCAAUUACCAACUUUGUAAUAAUGAAAAGAAUAUUUCUCUGUAAUAUGUUGUUGAAUAACAACCAGAAUACCAAGCAAGUGUGUACAUAGGAACAUGCUACUUCCCUCUUGCCCGCAUUCCCUCCGUGAGGCACUGUCUGCAGAAUUAGACCUUCAGAUUUAGACAGCAUGAACUCUCUUCCUUUUUAUUUAUUUAUUUAUUUAUUUUAAGGCCAUUCUUCUGGUUUGCCAAAUUCUGUUAGGGCAGUAAUACAUUCAGUUCCUUAUUUUGCAUGCUUAGAUCACAAACUUGGUGCCCUUUCAAAAAAAAAAAAUGUCAAGUAGGUAAUUAAUGCCAUAGAUUUUAAAGAGAGAAAUGGUUUUCAGUUUUUUAAGAUAAAUUUUUAAAAACAAAUUUUAUGGCAGUUCUCUUAAGGAGUUUAAUAUUCAUCUCUAAAGAACUUACUUGUACAAAUUCCUCCUUUUUAGCCAGCAGGGAAAUAAGACUUUUUUUUUUUAAUCCCUGGAAGAAAAUGCUAAAAAUUGCUUUUAUAUACAGUUCAUCUGGAGAAAGAUCUUGAUCUUUAUUGUUUUGACUAGGUAUAUAAAUAUUUGGUACAAAGUAAUGAGAAUAGUUAGCCACUUUUUUCCCUUUUGAAAUUUUAACUGUAUGCAAAAACAUAUAUCAUUAGAUUCCUGUGGUGGAUAAUAAUUUCUUCAGAUUCUAAAACAGGUAUCUAGUGACUGCUUAAUUGUUCCCAGGUUGCAUCAAAGAUAAAUUGAAGUGAUUAAUGAUAUGAAAAUGGUAUGUAACCACAUAUUACUUGUUUCUGAUAAUCAAGUCUUAUUUUUUUAAAAGCCUAUUGUUUUUGAGAAUUGAGACCUUUAACACUUGUUAAAGCUUCUUCCUAAAAAUAGAAGAGAAGAGGAUACUGUGUGUUUAAAAAAAGAAUUUUUUUUAAAUAAAGAAUUCGGUGUCACUA
Capra hircus (goat) is the source of this 4063-nucleotide messenger RNA. RefSeq names its product ubiquitin conjugating enzyme E2 W (putative) (gene UBE2W). The transcript has 6 exons. Lineage: Eukaryota; Metazoa; Chordata; Mammalia; Artiodactyla; Bovidae. The record is from RefSeq and is a predicted model, not a curated record. The coding region runs from base 2 to 544 and encodes 180 amino acids.